Messenger RNA from Camponotus floridanus (Florida carpenter ant), 862 nucleotides. Its product is annotated as ERI1 exoribonuclease 3. The coding region runs from base 109 to 819 and encodes 236 amino acids. The record is from RefSeq and is a predicted model, not a curated record. The transcript is spliced from 2 exons. Lineage: Eukaryota; Metazoa; Arthropoda; Insecta; Hymenoptera; Formicidae. Gene Ontology annotation, biological process: exonucleolytic trimming to generate mature 3'-end of 5.8S rRNA from tricistronic rRNA transcript (SSU-rRNA, 5.8S rRNA, LSU-rRNA). Gene Ontology annotation, molecular function: 3'-5'-RNA exonuclease activity; nucleic acid binding.
UGUAUCCACAUGUGUUGUAAUGUCAUUUUUUUCUCGUAAAAUUGGAGCUUUUCUCCUGAAUAGAAUUGUUAUUAGAAAUUGUCAACAAAAGAUAUAAUUCGUUCAAGCAUGGCUCAUCGAGUCCUUCGAAAAUAUCCUAGAACGACGAUAAAUCGUGUCCAGAAAAUAGUGCAAAAGUUUGAGUAUCUACUAGUAAUGGACUUUGAAGCUACAUGUGACAAGCAAGUAACGCUUCAACCUCAGGAAAUUAUAGAAUUACCAUGCGUAGCACUGUCUACUAGCGAUUGGAAGUUGAAGGAUACAUUUCACGCCUAUAUUAGACCUAGGGUCUAUCCUAAGCUCACACCAUUCUGCAUAGAAUUGACAGGAAUUAUGCAGGAGAUGGUAGACGAUCAACCUUGCUUCGCGGAUGUAUUCUCAAAGUUUCGCAAGUGGUUAAUCGAAGGAGGAUAUUUUGAUAGAUCUGAUAAAAGUUCGUUCGUAACAUGUGGCAAUUGGGACUUAAAAACGAUGUUACCGAAUCAAUGUAACUUGGACAAUAUUACAUUACCAGAUGAAUUCAAGCAAUGGAUAGAAUUGAAGCAUACAUUUUGCGACUCUACUGGAUAUUAUCCAAGAAGUUUAAAAGAUAUGCUUACGCGAUUAGAUCUUUCAAUGCAAGGGCGUUUACAUUCGGGCAUUGAUGAUGUGAAAAAUAUGGUUUCCAUCAUACAAGCUUUAAAAGAAAGAUAUAACACGCAAUUUAAAAUUACUUCAUCAUUAACAAAUUCUGCAUUAGAUUUAAGCAAUCGUAAACAAAGCGAAGUAAGAAGAAUAUAAACAAAUAAAACAAAGAAAACACAUAGUUUGUUAAAAAUUAAGU